AUGGGGGUUUCUUCCCACCCUCCCAUUUCCGCGUACCGACUGAUCUCCCCCUCUGACCGAAAAACAGCCUGGUCGCGUAGAUGCUCAUCACAGUGGACGUCCAACCCGAGAGUCUUCCCAGUCUUUGACCUCGGGCUACUGGAUUCAUCUAUCAAGAUUGAGGAAGAGCUUGCUGUGGGAUAUGAGCCUAACGAGACAUACACGUAUCCCGCCGAAGAGGAAGAAGCCCUGAACGACAGGUACCGAAUUAUGCACAAAAUCGGAUAUGGGCCCACGGCGACUGUUUGGUAUGCCGUUGAUCUACUACAGCCCAGAAUGGUGGUUUUGAAGAUCUAUGUUGUGGACCAUAUGCUCAAGACUUAUGGGCGGGUCCAUCCACCAAAAGUAUACCAGCAAAGCGAAUGCCCUCUUCACGAGGUUAGCGAUCGUUUUACUAUCAAGGGUCCUCGUGGUUCUCAUAUUUGUGUUGUUCACGAGGCACCCUCACUAGACACAGAACAGAUGCAUGCGGGAGACAAGAUGGAUCUCGAGUCGGUGAGGUCUACAAUGAAACAAAUGCUGAUCAUGAUGGAUUUCCUACACACUGAUUGUUAUUUAACUGCCCGUAUCUUCCCUUACAACCUCAGUGUCUUUGAAUGA
This is a messenger RNA of Penicillium verrucosum, 639 nucleotides long. RefSeq lists its product as uncharacterized. The transcript has 2 exons. The record is from RefSeq and is a predicted model, not a curated record. Gene Ontology annotation, biological process: spliceosomal complex assembly; regulation of mRNA processing. The coding region runs from base 1 to 639 and encodes 212 amino acids. NCBI's taxonomy places the organism in Eukaryota, Fungi, Ascomycota, Eurotiomycetes, Eurotiales, Aspergillaceae.